Molecule: messenger RNA, 774 nt
Organism: Opisthorchis viverrini
Lineage: Eukaryota; Metazoa; Platyhelminthes; Trematoda; Opisthorchiida; Opisthorchiidae
Exons: 5
Coding region: 1-774 (257 amino acids)
Source: RefSeq, a predicted model, not a curated record
AUGAUUUUUGUGCAAAACAAAUUGCUGAAAGUCUGGGCACUGCCGGCGCGACUCGUCCUUCAGGAUGAGGUUCAUCUGAUCCUAACGGUAGAUGGUUGGAGACAUUGGGAAUUACGUCUGCUAGUCGAGAUCAGUGGUGUUCUCGUUGUCAGCUUCUUUCCAGAUCAUCUGAAUAAAUGUCUAGAGGCGUGUACACCCGGAAUAACUGUGAGAAAUAAGUUUACGUCAUCCACUGUUAAAACAGCAGGUGCAAGAAAUCUUGAAGACGAUGCGAUUCGGCAGUCCCAUAGAGUGCUCCCAGAUGGGGAAGAGUAUCUGAGUAGCCGCAGGGCAGAGAUCAGACACCUUAGUCUCGUCCACAUCCCUCAAAACCCGCCCGGUGAUUUUUGUCGCCCACAGCGACAAGACAAACGGAAAUGGUACCGAAAAGUCACGCACCAUUUGUCUGAGACGGGAAUCAACUGCAACGUUCAUGAAGAUACAGUUCAGCAGUGGCCGAUUGAACAGCAUCUACCUCAAGAAUAUGCUGUCGGUGCUACUCGCCUUCCAGGAUGGGGACCGCGUGAUCCCCACUGUGCCUGGUUGGAGACACUGCAAGAUAUGGCUGCCAACCGAUGUCAGUGGCGUUCUUGUUCUCAGUUACUGUCCAGAUUGCCUGAGCUUUCAAAUAAGUCAUGGUUGUACGGCAGUGAAGCAUAUGUAUUGAACACUGAUGUCACGCUGUCGAUGAUGAUGAUGAUCUCAAGAAUAAAAUGCCUAUGGACGAUUCCGUGA